UCACGUGUUUUCAUUGAAGAAUGUCGCGCUAAUUGGCAUAAUUUUUUUUAUUCAAGUUUUUUUUAUUCGUUUUUUUGUGUUUUUAUUUGUUCAUUUGGAUUACAUCGGGCUGCAGGUGCAGGUCAAAUAAAAUUGAUUGACAAAUUUUUGGUAUUUGUAUCCAUGUUUCCGCGGAAAAAUGUGAAAAUUCGAGGAAUUCAUACGCAAUUCAGUCGCUCUGGAAAAAGAUGCUUGGAUACCCUUAAUGAAAAAAGGUCCACUGGAGUGGAAAGGACCGACUUUUAUUGCCAAAGACUGUCUCUCGAAAAAUACACAACCCAGAGGGGAUUAGUGAUAUCAUCCCGGAGGAGGUAGACACGAAUAAAAGGUGACACAAAGGGAGAAUACAUCGGUGGCUUUUCCAAUGGAAACAGGGCCAGUGCGAGAGAAAAUAAAACGAUUCCGUUUUCAUCAGUGCAAAUAAACAAAACAAUUUAGCGGGGAUAAAUCGGUGUCGAUCGGGAAUUUGGACGGUUGCCCAACGUGAUUGCGCAACGGGUUACAGUGCGUUCAUGUGUGGUAUUAGUGCGGUGGUGGGUUUGAAAGAGGAAGGAAGUGUUUAUUAAAAUCUACGGUGUCCAUCUAAUCCACCGGGUGUAACGACUCCAACGUUUACGUGUCAGGAACGAAAACUAUGCGGUACGAUGAGGGGGCCAAGAAUCGGUGGCCUACCGAGUGCGACAGAGUUGGAGAUGAGCCAGAUGAGGGCACGAAUUUAUAUCGUCAUCGUAGCAUUCUUCGUUAUUCAUCCAAACACUUCGAUAUCUGCGCCUCUGGAGGAUCCCCUGGUGUGGCGGGAGCGAGUGCAGGAUGUCGAGGUGGCUCAAGAUGUCGCGGAUCUUCCUGUGUUCGAGCAAACAGCGACGAACGUCACAGCAUUCGUUGGACAAACUGUUUAUCUACCGUGUCGUGUCAGAAACCUGGGUGAUAAAGUGGUGUCAUGGAUGAGGAGUAAAGACCUGCAUAUUCUCACUUCGAGCGAGUUCACGUUCAGCUCGGACUCGAGGUUCACACCUGAACAUGUGCCGGAGAGCGAUGCCUGGACACUGAGGCUCGAGGAGGCCAAGACGACGGAUUCUGGGAGCUACGAGUGCCAGGUCAAUACUGAGCCGAAGAUUAUGUAUAAAGUUGCGCUGACGGUGAGAGAUCCUGAUAAGCCGGAGGGAGACGACGCCCCGUACUCCCAGCAGACGCGAAUAAGCUAUGAGAGUACCGCCCCGGUGGCAGUAAUAAUGGGUCCAAGAGAGCAGCAUGUGCCAUCAGGCUCGACGAUCACCCUUAGGUGUGUCAUAACGUCGCCAUAUCAGACUCGUCCCAUCAGGGGUGUGCAAUGGCUUCGGGACAACAAACUCCUGACAUUCCAGGCGGGCAGAGGUGGUAUUAUCAUUGAAACGGAGAGAGAUGCCGGUCGCACAGUGUCCGAAGCGACAUUGGCAGCAGUGACGAGAGAGGACAUGGGCAAAUACACUUGCCGACCCACUGAGGGACGUGCUGACACAAUUGUCCUCGUGGUAGAGCAAGGCGAGUACACGGAGGCCAUGCAGCGAGAUGCGGAGUACGUUUCGUCGGGAUGUGAAUUGAAUGAAGAGCAUGGUGUACUGCUUCUGUUUGUGGGGAUUAUGACAUUGCGAAAUUUCGGGAAGUAUCUUGCGCCGGGAGGGUUCUCAGUAUUCUUUGGUUAUUGAGGAGGAGUGUGGACUUGGUGAUGAGACAUUUCGCGGGAAGAGUGAUCAGGUUUGAAUUUUUCAACGCACUCGUUGGGAAAUUUAUUAUUACUUCAAGAGAAGAAAAUAUAAUUUCAUUCCAACUGGAGGAAUCGCCAUAAGGAUUUGUGUACAAGAAAUUACUUUGAUUGUUAAUCGCUUUGCUCUAAUAACCACGAUGAAUGUCCAAUAAAAAUUUCAAAUCAGUGUCAUCAUAAUUUAAAUCAA
Diachasma alloeum is the source of this 1970-nucleotide messenger RNA. RefSeq names its product zwei Ig domain protein zig-8. Gene Ontology annotation, biological process: synapse organization. The transcript has 8 exons. The record is from RefSeq and is a predicted model, not a curated record. Bases 684 to 1724 code for a protein of 346 amino acids. Gene Ontology annotation, cellular component: neuron projection membrane. NCBI's taxonomy places the organism in Eukaryota, Metazoa, Arthropoda, Insecta, Hymenoptera, Braconidae.